Messenger RNA from Torulaspora globosa, 2088 nucleotides. RefSeq lists its product as uncharacterized. Gene Ontology annotation, cellular component: cytoplasm. The record is from RefSeq and is a predicted model, not a curated record. Gene Ontology annotation, biological process: cellular response to oxidative stress. The transcript has a single exon. Lineage: Eukaryota; Fungi; Ascomycota; Saccharomycetes; Saccharomycetales; Saccharomycetaceae. The coding region runs from base 1 to 2088 and encodes 695 amino acids.
AUGUGCUGUAGGAUUGACAUAAUAAGGUCGGUCUUUCAUCUAACCAUACUACUUACAAACAUCAACAUCAAGAGAAAACUUAGAGAUUGGACACUCUGCGACGCUAUGGAGAGCAUUGAUACUAUCUGUGAUAAUCUGGAGGCAGCAUUUGCCGAUCAGAAGGAUGAUCCCCUUUCGCUAGUUACCAUAAUCGAGAUGUACAGCGACCAAGUAGAAUCCGAGGGUAAAGAGGAGGAGAAAGAGAAGUACCUGGAAAAGCUGAGUGAACUUCUUGUUGCUCAUCCAGAUGUGGUUGCACAGAUUGGCUGGGAUUUACCCAAAGGGCUUUUGAACUUUUACGUUUCUCCAAACCUUUUCCCAUAUCGACGCCUGAGAAGCAACAAGAUCGUGGUUGGAGUGAUGAACUGCUUUCAGGAGAUCGCAGUGCAGGGAAAUCCAAAAGAAUGCUUGCUAACUGGUUGCCAGUUGCUUUCAGAGCUUACCAUGGAACACAUCUCCCAGGAACUGGUUGAGAUUGAAAAGCGCGACAGUGCUCAUAAGGAAGUGCUGGAGUCUUUUAAGGACUUUACGUCUCCCGCUGAGCUUAUACUGGGGCUGAAGAGCCAUGUUCUGUUUGAAUUGAUCCAGACGGUGCUUAGAAGAAUUGAAACGCUGUACCCUUCAAAGUUUCUGGGCAUGGCAGUUUCUGUCAUUUGCAAAUUUUUGAGAUCCAACAUGGACGAAGUUGAUAAUACGGCGUUCUUCUUGCGCCGUAUCUUUGCAUUCUGCCGAAACUAUGCCCCCAAGGAAGUCUCAGACGAUGCUGCAGAUUUGAAGGAAUUGGGCAGCAAGGAGGUGGACAAGAUCAAGGAGGACGAGGCGAUUCUGCAGGGGAAGCUUCUUCGUAACCUCUGCACAUUUGCGGUCGGGUUCUGUAUGAAGAGGAAGCAUCUUAGACAUGAUGUUCAAUACUAUGGUUCGUUCUCUGACGUCAAGACUGAAAAGCAUCCUUACUAUGAGGAGCUUUUUGAAGCGUGUUCAAGAUUCUAUCAGCUGGCUUAUUCGUUUGACAUAGAUCUUAGAGAGGAAUUUUUGAGCGUCAUAAAGGGCAGCAGAGACAUUUACAAAUCUUUGCCGCCGGAUUCAGAGAUCUCUAGCGAUGAGGCCCGUCGUGGCAUCGGACAAGUGGUUUAUCAGCUGUCUCAUACUUAUCAUCUGCAAAAGAUGGCUAAAGCUACGGAAUUGGAGCUUGAUCCCUUCGGAAUUGUCGUACUUUCCGGAUUGAACUACUUGGUGACCGGCAAACAUUUAUACCCUGAAAUCAAGCUGCAGGAUGCCAUUUACUUAUACAUUAGGUUCGCUACGCCUUCACUGUUCACCGAUCUUUAUUUCAAUGAAGCAGCAGAGGAAAUUUCCCGUUAUUGGCUAUGGGUAGCAAUAACGAACUCAGGUUACAAAGAGUUGAAAGGACAAUUGGUAGAAAUGCCCUCAUAUAUAAACGCUGUUCUGCUACAGAUGUUGCUUUUGCGAAACUGUGAGCAAGCCAAUGAGCAGUCACGCAUGGUCACUUUCACCCUUUUGACUCGUUUGUUGUGCUUGAUGCCUGAAGAGACUACGUUCUCUUUCAGCUUAGACACCUUACUCACUUGCCCAUAUGUCAAACCGAAAAUUUGCAUGCUUGGAAUCAUGAAAGACCUAAUGUUGAGAUCUUGCCAGUGCAAACGGGACUUGGCUGCUCAGCUGAUGGACCUCAAACUUAAGGAUAACGACUCGGUAACGGACUCCCAAAAGAUUGCAUCUCAGGGAUCGCCUCCGCCAUUACCACAAAGAGCAUUCUUGUCGCUCAACGAGGAUAGGAUGGCUUGUAUCCACAGCGUGGCGUUAAUGGCAGUUGAUAAAGCUUCGAAAGAGGAGCGCCAAAAAGAAGACCUCCUUCUCUUGCUCAACUACCUGAACUUUUUCAACGCUCUUAGAAACAAAUGGGAUAAGAACCUCUUGAAGUCGAUUCAUUUGGAAAUUGCAGCCCAUUUCAAUGACGGCACGGAGGAGAAGUUACCUGAGAUUGGAUUCAUAAAAGUUGCAAACGAUACUUUAGGCAAUAAUCUGUAG